UCUAGUUGGGAGUGGGACGCUAGUGAAGCUGGCUUCACGCACACAGUCAACAAGCAGCUGAUGUUUGUGUUUUUUAGAGCCACGUUCUGCCACGCAAAAAUUGGGUGAUGCAUUCCUUUGCAGGUGGUGGAUCCCUGCCAGCAGGUGAUGAGGUCCAAGGAGCAGGUGAUUGACCACAGGGUGUGGAUGAAGAUAUUGUAGUAGACAAAAGACCUCAGCCAACGAGAAAGUGGUGAUGGGGGUGACAAGAAGGAUUCCAUGAAAACAAAACAACAAACAAACGGACAAAAACACAGAAUGGACAAACAGACCAGCACUAGUGAUGAUCUCCAAGUGUGGGAAUGGAUGGAGAAGCACAUCAAACAGGAAAGUGAGGAUGGGGAGAGGGAGGAAGAGAAGGAGAUGGAGAGCUACACAGUGAAAUGUGAGAAAGAUGUGGCAACCAAACUCGUACAACUCUGUUACAAUAGCCAGGUCAAAAAGGAGGAAACUGAAGAACAGUGGGAGACAGUACAACUCUGUUACAACAACCAGGUCAAAAAAGAGGAAACUGAAGAACAGUGGGAGACAGGGAACGAGGCAAAAGAGGAGGAUGAGAGUGACGCUGAAAAGACUUGUGGCUAUACAGGGAUAGGACUUGAUGGCGGAACCUGGUUCCAGACACUGGUAAAAGAUGAAGAGGAAAGCAGCCAGUGGAAUGAAAACAUGGAAAGAGACGGAGAGGAUAUUGAUCAAUUCCAAACAGAACAGGCACAUAGGCCAGGGUGGCAAUGGCAGCAGAGCGGUGUGUGUGAAGGCAACAGUGUUGUCAUGCUGGAAGACCGUGAGCCGGAAGAACAGAGAAGUCCUGAGGACAGGGUCUUGCACAGGAAGUCAGCUGAAAGUUUGGGUUCAGGUGGCGUGGAGGAAGGUCAAAUGGGGAGCAAGGUGAGGCCUUUUACCUGCGAGACCUGUGGUCACAUGGCCAGGAAUUCCGAAGCCCUGGAGCGCCACCGCAACAGACAUGAGUGCCCCAACGGCCCCACUCUGUGUGAGGUCUGUGGCCUUCUGGUGAAGUGUCGAGCGGCCAUGGAGCGCCACCGCCUCACACACACUGGUGAGAAGCCAUUCGAGUGUGAGGAGUGUGGCAGGUGCUUUAACACGGCACAGUACCUGCGAACCCACAUGCUGGACCACAAAGAGGGCGGCAGGGCGCACUUGUGCAAUGUGUGCGGACAGCGCUUCACCCACUUGUCCUACCUUACUCGUCACAUGAUGCGCCACAAGGGUGACAAGCCGCAUUCCUGUCCCCAUUGUGGCAAGGGCUUUGUGCAGAAGUACCACUUGGAGCGCCACAAGCUCACUCACGAGCCGCAUCCCUGCUCGGUGUGUGGUCAGAUCUUUAAGCGGAAUCAUAUUCUGCUGGCACACGUAAAGAAAGAGCACCCAGGUGAGACAGAGGCGGAGGCGGAGGCUUUGGAAAGGGCCAGACACAAGGUGCAGUGUGAGGAAUGCGGAAAAUGGCUGCCAGGAGCUUCCACGCUACAGGUGCAUAUGCGCGUUCAUACAGGGGAGAAGCCGUACAGCUGCCAUGAAUGUGACCGCAGCUUUGCAACGGUCAGCCAGCUAAACUCACACAAGCGCAUUCACACAGGAGAGAAACCGUAUGUGUGUCCUCUUUGCCUGAAGUCCUUCACCCGCAGCACACACAUGAACGACCACAUUAAGAACAUUCAUAGUCAAGGGGAACUGGGGCCUUAGUCAGGGAGGAGGGAAUUAUGGAAUUUGGAAUGGCUCAGACAGAGUUCAUCCUUGUAUCCCAUUGAACAUCUGUUGGGUGAUCUGAGGAAGACUGUGCACAGGAGAUGCAAAGAGGAGUGGAGUGGACAAACAUUGCCUCAUCAAUAUGAGCGCUGAUAGAUUCUCACCAAAAAAAGACUGAGUGCUGUAAUAAAAGCCAACAACAAAGUAUUAGUUUAAGGGUUUGGAUAUUUAUGCAACCAUGUUAAUUUAAGUUUUUAUUUUCUAUAUAUUUCCUUUAAAGGAUAACUUAAUUUAAGUUUUCAUUUUCUAUAUUUUUCCUCUAAAGGAUAACAUUUUUCAACUCAGCCCUUUCCGAGAUCUGAGCUAGUCUAAUGGGGGCAGACUUUGUUACAUUAAAAACUUUCUUAACAUAGGCCUACUCCAAAUAUUAUCCCCAAAUCACUGUUUUGUACCACUGUUUGCUAGUUGUCUGCUGAUAUUGCACAACAUUUUGGAUGUUAUAGGGAAUAAAUCAAGAUGUUUUUUUUAAAUGUAAACAAAUGCCUGCCCCCAUUACAAUGAAACAGGAUCUUGGAAAAGGCUGAAGAAAAAAAACCUCAGGUACUGACAAGUCCAGGAUAGUGUGAGCAUUACAAAAGUUCUCCUUUAAAGCUUUGCAUUUGUUUUUCAAUUAUAUUGUGCAGGAUAGUAGUUUAAAGAAGCCAUGCCACUCUAAUUACAUGGCCUCUUUAAAUUAAAGGUGGAAAAAAUGUGUCUUUUUUGUCUUUCUGUCAUUUUUUACAUCACAAAAAAACUAACAUUUGAACAGGGCUGUGUAGACUUAUAGGCACUGUAGUUACCUAGGUUGGGAACAGCUGCAGUUCUGCUGGUGACCACUUUUUGCUGUAAUGCAGUGAUGUAAUAGCCUGGUUCCUACCAGACCUCCGUGUGUGUGCUCUGGAGCCCCCUGGUGGCACUCCAAACACACACAUCGGUCUGGGAGCAUGUGGCAGGAUUCAAUUUCUGGACUCAAAAAAUAAUGCAGAGCAUUUAUCACUUCAAUAUCACUGGCAGCUCACAUUGAGGAGUCACAGGACAUAUUGUAGACCAUAUUGACGCUUUAGAGAUCAACAGAAAAUGGUUUUGAAAGAAUUUGUUGAUAUUGAAGCAAUAAAUGCUGCGAUUUUUUUUGACUGUAGAAAUGGAAUCCUGCCACAUGCUCCCAGACCUAGUAGUGGAGCUCACAAAGCUGUGCGGAACUACAGGUCGGGCAAGAGCCAGGCAAGUAAUGUAAGGCAUUACAUGGCAAAAAUCUGUAAUAUUUACUUAGUUACAUUGCUAAAUAACACAAGUAACAAAUGCAUUACAAUUACCUGGAUUUUAGUGGUAUUCAGUUUGGUGGGUCAGAAAGAAGCUAUUCCUGAACCUGGUAGUUUUUAGUCUACAAAGUCUCAAGUCUUAGUCUCAAAAACACCUGCUGGAUGGGAGGUGAAAAAGUCAUGACGAGCUUGAUUUACACUAAUAAAUUGCCAGAUCCAUAUUUAGGCAUACAGUUCUUUUGGCAAAAGUAACUAAAGUAAUGCAAAAGUAAUGUAAUGCCUUACAUUUUAAAUAACAUAAUAUUGUAGUGUAAGGGAUUAUUUUGAAAAGACAGUAACAUGUAAUCAGUGAUGCAUUACAGUUUUUGAGUAACUUUCCCAACACUGCUGGUGACACUGCAACAAAUGCUAAUUUAGGCCUAUCUACUGUAUUCUGCCAAACUGUUGAAGCACUUUGUCCUGUACUUUUGCAAACUAUGAUGUACAAAUUAAGAUUGUAAUGAUGUUAAUGAUGCCAUUGUUAUCAUUGUACAUAUAUAUAUAUAUUGCACAGUGCAAAAUGUUUUGUAUGAUCACUGUAUACAGAUGUGGCCAGAGUAGGGAUUGCAACUAUGCAGCUCAUUGAAACCGUGCUGUUUACUGCCACAUUUUAUAUUGAUAAUCUGAUAAUUUUCCAAGUCAUAAUACAUACUUAGAAUGUGAUGGUGGUGGUUGUUCUGUAAUGGAAUGUUCAUGUUGUAUGUAUUGCACGGGCCCGGGUACCAGUUCCUGAGCUUCAGAUAAAUGGUCAACUUCA
This is a messenger RNA of Engraulis encrasicolus (European anchovy), 3837 nucleotides long. RefSeq names its product zinc finger protein 135-like. The record is from RefSeq and is a predicted model, not a curated record. Bases 259 to 1740 code for a protein of 493 amino acids. The transcript has 2 exons. Gene Ontology annotation, biological process: regulation of transcription by RNA polymerase II. Gene Ontology annotation, molecular function: DNA-binding transcription factor activity; RNA polymerase II cis-regulatory region sequence-specific DNA binding. NCBI's taxonomy places the organism in Eukaryota, Metazoa, Chordata, Actinopteri, Clupeiformes, Engraulidae.